GGGAGAGAAACAGAGACACGGAGAAAGAGAAGAAAAGGGAGGAAGAGAGAGCGAAGCAGAAAAGGACACCUCAUCUAUCAGGCGUGUAGUUUGAAUCCCUUUUUCGCCUCCCCCUUCCCCUGCGCGAUGUUACAAAGGCUGUGAGCUGUUCGCCUUUUCCCAUUCGCCUGCUGUCACUUCCUUCUUGGACGAUCUCAGGACGAGUCCGGUUACUUUUAAUCCGACCAGCAGCUCAGCCACUUUCUCCUCCUCCACGCUGCACACACGCGCACACGCGCGCACACGCGCGCACACACACACCCCAGGCAUCUACUGGCUGCUUAUUGGAUUGACUUUGAAGGUUGUGUGUGUGAUUGAAGGCGGCUGCAUGCAGAACCAGGUGGUGAAUAUUUAAGUCUGGAAGAAGUAAAGGGAUUUUUUCUUUUUCCUAUGAAAGGAAAAUAUCUGAAGGACUAGUCUCAUCAACCAAACAGCUAACUGUUUAUAUUCUAAUGUAUUCAUCUUUUAAGGACGGCAAAAAGGAAAUAAGAUACACGUUCAUGGAGGCAAAAAGAACAGAGACUUUAAGCUGUAAUACGAUCAAGCAGGAACGGAUGCAGGGGACUGUGAACUGAGUAGUGCAAGUGCUAAAGAAGGAGAUUUGGUUUGAGGAAACAGGAAAGAGGAAGAAAAUAGAAGGGAAAAAUACGUAAUUUUAAGGAAGAAGGAGAGAAAAAAAAACGGGGACUAUGGGGAGAAAAAAGAUUCAGAUCACAAGGAUUAUGGAUGAACGUAACAGACAGGUGACUUUUACAAAGAGGAAAUUUGGAUUGAUGAAGAAGGCUUAUGAGCUUAGUGUUCUGUGUGACUGUGAGAUUGCUCUGAUCAUCUUCAACAGCACCAACAAACUGUUCCAGUAUGCCAGCACUGAUAUGGACAAAGUGUUACUGAAAUACACUGAGUAUAAUGAGCCGCAUGAAAGCCGAACAAAUUCAGAUAUUGUGGAGACAUUGAGAAAGAAAGGACUUAAUGGCUGUGACAGUCCAGACCCCGAUGCAGAUGAUUCAGCAUUGCACAAGAAAGAAAACAAAGGUUGUGAAAGCCCUGAUCCUGACUCCUCUUAUGCUCUCACCCCACGCACUGAAGAAAAAUAUAAAAAAAUUAAUGAAGAAUUUGAUAAUAUGAUCAAGAGCCAUAAAAUACUUGCUGUUCCACCACCAAAUUUUGAGAUGCCAGUUUCUAUCCCAGUGUCCAACCACAACAGUUUGGUAUACAGUAACCCAGUCAGCUCACUGGGAAACCCCAACCUUUUGCCACUGGCUCAUCCUUCUUUGCAAAGAAAUAGCAUGUCUCCUGGCGUGACACAUCGGCCUCCAAGUGCAGGUAACACAGGUGGCCUGAUGGGUGGCGACCUCACAACUGGUGCAGGCACCAGUGCAGGAAAUGGCUAUGGCAACCCCCGCAACUCACCAGGUCUGCUGGUCUCACCUGGCAACUUGAACAAGAAUAUGCAAGCAAAAUCUCCGCCUCCAAUGAAUUUGGGAAUGAACAACCGUAAACCAGACCUUCGUGUGCUUAUUCCACCUGGCAGCAAGAAUACCAUGCCAUCAGUGAAUCAAAGGAUAAAUAACUCCCAGUCUGCUCAGUCAUUGGCUACUCCAGUGGUUUCUGUAGCAACUCCUACUCUACCUGGGCAAGGGAUGGGAGGAUACCCAUCAGCCAUCUCAACAACAUAUGGUACUGAGUAUUCUCUGAGUAGUGCAGAUAUAUCAUCUCUCUCUGGGUUUAAUACAGCCAGUGCUCUUCAUCUUGGUUCUGUGACUGGCUGGCAACAGCAACAUCUACAUAACAUGCCACCAUCUGCCCUCAGUCAAUUGGGAGCUUGCACUAGCACUCAUUUAUCUCAGAGUACAAAUCUCUCCCUGCCUUCUACUCAAAGCCUCAACAUCAAGUCAGAACCUGUUUCUCCUCCUAGAGAUCGUACCACCACACCAUCGAGAUACCAACAGCAUACGCGCCAUGAGGCGGGGAGAUCUCCUGUUGACAGUUUGAGCAGCUGUAGCAGUUCCUAUGAUGGAAGUGACCGAGAAGAUCACCGGAACGAAUUCCAUUCCCCCAUUGGACUCACCAGACCUUCGCCGGACGAAAGGGAAAGCCCCUCUGUCAAGCGCAUGCGGCUCUCUGAAGGAUGGGCAACAUGAUAACAUUAUU
This is a messenger RNA of Malurus melanocephalus (red-backed fairy wren), 2190 nucleotides long. RefSeq names its product myocyte enhancer factor 2C (gene MEF2C). Gene Ontology annotation, molecular function: histone deacetylase binding; DNA-binding transcription factor activity, RNA polymerase II-specific; RNA polymerase II cis-regulatory region sequence-specific DNA binding. NCBI's taxonomy places the organism in Eukaryota, Metazoa, Chordata, Aves, Passeriformes, Maluridae. The record is from RefSeq and is a predicted model, not a curated record. Gene Ontology annotation, biological process: cell differentiation; heart development; positive regulation of transcription by RNA polymerase II. The transcript is spliced from 12 exons. The coding region runs from base 729 to 2180 and encodes 483 amino acids.